GACGACAACAACAAACAGCAGCUCCAGCUGCUCUGACCAGCGAGCGGCGAGCAGCCAACUCCGGCGAAGGCAAGGUAAUCACCGACGAACCCAUCGAAGACGACAAAAACAACAGCGAGACCCUCGCAUCUCCAUUCCUCUCCUCUUCGGCGAAGUUCUAGUAAUCUAGCCAUGGAUGAGCAAUUUAUUCUGAGGGUUCCACCUUCUGUUGCUGAGCGAAUUGACCGUCUUUUAAGUGAAAAUUCUUCUUCAGAAGACAAACUGGACUUGUCUUUUUCUGAGGAUGGAAAGACGGGCAGUUUUGUCAUAGGCGACGAGCACUUCCCUGCAUCACUUUUGAAUCUUCCUUGCAUAGUGGAGUCGUACAAAACUUAUGAUGACAACGUGCUCAUUAAAUCCGCAGACAUUGGUCAAAUGAUUAUGGUGAGAGAAGAAGGUGAUCCUGUUCCAGAUGUGGUGGAAUAUAGACAUGGCCUCACAUCUCCAAUGAGAGAUGCACGAAGACGAAGAUUUCGGAGAGAGCCAGAUCUUAAUCCUGAGCUUGUUCGGCGUGUUGAUAAAGACUUGCAGAACAUAAUGUCUGGUGGAACAGCUGAGAAUAUUGAUAUAGAAGUUGUUGAGCAAGUGGAAGGAGGUGAAGCAAGUGCACGCCAUGUGAACAAGAAAGUGGCACAACCUGCAACAAAGCCUGACAUUUCCGAGCCCGGGACAGCUGGUGACGAUCCUGAUAGAACUGAGUCUGAGGAUUCUGAUGAUUCAAUAUAGCCGAGGACAUUUUCCAGCCUUUGCUAUUGUUGUAGUGGCUACCAAGUCUUUGCUAUUGUUGUAGUGCACUUCUGGUUAGUUGCCGUCAGAAUUUAUUAGAAACUUUAGCUCUUGUAUUUUAAUGCAGUUGGCUUAUCGAGUCUAGGCUUGAAUAUCGCUGUAAUAUACUUCAGACAUGCGAGCAUGACAAUUGCAAAUUGUGUUAUGUAAAGUGAUGGUCUGUCUCCAGUUUGAUGUAUUGAAUUCGCUUAUUUUGUUCUAAGAUAAGAAGAUGUUUAUUGCAAAAUUGA
Molecule: messenger RNA, 1055 nt
Organism: Solanum stenotomum
Lineage: Eukaryota; Viridiplantae; Streptophyta; Magnoliopsida; Solanales; Solanaceae
Product: transcription initiation factor TFIID subunit 7
Exons: 6
Coding region: 172-765 (197 amino acids)
Biological process (GO): transcription initiation at RNA polymerase II promoter; RNA polymerase II preinitiation complex assembly
Cellular component (GO): transcription factor TFIID complex
Molecular function (GO): RNA polymerase II general transcription initiation factor activity
Source: RefSeq, a predicted model, not a curated record